Messenger RNA from Polistes dominula (European paper wasp), 1985 nucleotides. RefSeq names its product tubulin tyrosine ligase-like 15 (gene TTLL15). Gene Ontology annotation, biological process: protein modification process. Lineage: Eukaryota; Metazoa; Arthropoda; Insecta; Hymenoptera; Vespidae. The record is from RefSeq and is a predicted model, not a curated record.
UAUGAUACAUAUACACACACACAUCAUUUUGAAAAAAUCCGUUUAAUUAUAGUGAAGGAUAUUCAAAGUGUUUAAUGUAAGACGUUCUGUGAACGUAAAGGUAAACAAAUCUAAUUAACAAUUCAUUAAAUUCUAAUUAUUUUCAUCUGUUCGAUAUUAGAGAAUUAUUAUUUUUAUCAUAGUGAAAACAUACGUGACAUACUUUUGCAGUAAGGAAGGAGGAAUAUAUUAAAACGGUACUUUCACAUUGUGUAUUCUAUUGAUAGUGAAUAUACGUUAUAGUGUAAAAUCAUCUAAUUUACAAUGUUAUUUUAUAAUAAAAUUUGUGGUAAUGAGGAUGCAAAAUCAAAUUUUAAUCUAGAUACAAUUUAUAUGAGAUCAGAUACGAAAAGAAUGAGAAGAAAGAGAAAGCAAGAAAUGGAUAAGAUAUAUUUGUUUAAUAAAAUACAAUCAACAUUUACAUUAUUUUUAUGUUUUACGUCACUAAUAGUGAUAUUACUUAGCAUAUUCUAUUAUUUAUAUAUUCAGUCACCAUUGAAAAAGAUUGAUAAAGAAAAAUUCGACGAUGAAAGACCAACGUAUUAUGUUCUUAAUAGAAACAACGAUUCCACCGAUCAUUUGGAGAAUAUAUUUACGGUAUUAAAUAGUAUCGGAUUUAAACGUACUUACGAUGAAGUUAAUUGGAAUCUAUUGUGGUCGCAUCAAUAUCCAUUUGUAACAUUUGCUCCAAUAUUACAAAAUUUAAAACCACAUCAAUUAAUCAAUCAUUUUCCUGGCUGCGGUUAUAUUACAAACAAAAAACAUUUAUCUACAUCCGGAGCAUACUAUUUACCUCAAUCGUAUAGAAUUCCACAGGAUAAGAAUAGAUUACUCACACAUGCCAUUUUAAAUCCAAAUAAAUUAUGGUUGAAAAAGUCUAAUAAUCAUCGUGGUAUAAAGAUUGUUAAAGCUUCUGAUAUUAUUUACAAUGAUUCAGAAUCUUUUAUACAAGAUUUUAUAGAUAAUCCAUUUCUCAUAGAUGGUUAUAAAUUUGAUCUAGGUGUAUAUGUAGCAUUUACAUCUAUUGAUCCACUCAGAGUAUAUAUUUACAAAGGUGAUGUCUUACUCAGAUUCUGCACGAUAAAGUAUGAACCAUUUGAUAACAGUCAAGAGGAUUCAUACAUUAUUGGCGAUGACUAUCGACCUAUUUGGGAAGUACCAUCUCUUAAUAAUUAUUAUAUUCGUUUGGGAUAUUCGAUGAAAGAUUCAUUAUACGCAUAUAUGAGAUCAAUUGGAAAAGACUUUGAUAAUAUUUGGAAUCAAAUAAUACAAGCAAUUGAAGAAAUAGCUAUUAUGAAAGAAGGUUUAAUAAAAGAAAGUAUUCAACGUCAUGGUAAUAAAAGAAAUUAUUUCGAAUUGGUCAGAUUUGAUUUUAUUAUCGAUGAAGAUAUGAAAGUACAUGUGAUGGAAGCAAAUAUGUCUCCCAAUUUAUCAUCUGCUCAUUAUCCUCCUAAUCAAUUACUUUAUCAACAAGUUUUAUUUAAUUUAUUCUCACUCAUCGGUAUUAAUUCAAGAAUUAAAACAACUUCAAUGGAAAAAUCAUUCGAUAUAAAAAAUCAACUUUUACACGAAAUUGAAGUAGCGAAUAAAAAUUUAGCAGUAUUACCGCAAAUUUGUACAACAUGUCAAGAUUGUUUCAAAGUUGAAUGUCAACUUUGUAUUUCAUGUAUGACAGAAGAAAUUAAACAAAUAUUAAUUCAAAGUUAUAAAGAACAUCAAAACAAAUUGGAUUUUCAAAGAAUAUUUCCACCUUCUCCGCUCAGUCAUAUAGUACUUCAUAAAUAUUCAUUAAAAAAUCAGUUGUUAAUAAAAUGGUAUCAAGGUAAAUGUGAAAAGGAUCCCCUAUGGUGCAUGUCCUAAUGUUAAAUCAGCUUUCGACUCCGGUGCAUUUGGGUUUGUACCUUCAUAAAAAUUUUUAAGUAAACUUAUAGCUUCAUCGCUUUUUA